GCCGCUUUUCCCAGCAUUCCCCGCGAGACUCCGGCUUUUAGGGUCACCUUUUGGAGCCUUUGGCCUUCCGCAGUACUCCGCUGCCGGCUUGGAUUCUCGCGUGCCGCCCUUCCUUGCAGAAACCAACCAUGCUUUAUCAGAACUUGGUGAAAAAUGUUUGGAUUCCACUGAAGCCCUACUACACCCAGGUUUACCAGGAGAUCUGGGUAGGAAUGGGUUUGAUGGGAUUCAUUGUUUACAAAAUCAGAAGUGCUGAUAAAAGAGCCAAAGCCUUGAAAGAUGCAGCUGCUCCUGCUCAUGGACAUCAUUAACUGGAUUUACUUUGGGAUCAUGUAUAAUAUGAAACAUCAGGCUAGCUAUGAGCAGGAAUUCACCAAUUUCCCUUGUUAACUUUUAGACAUUUGUUCAUAAUGAAAUAAAGUCAUAUGUGGAAGGCGAUUAUUAUGUUUCAAUUCAAUUGAAGUAUCAUACCCUUUUUUGUUUUAUCUAGUCCAUACCACUUUGAUAUAUGUAUACAUUACAAAUUCAGUAUUUGUUUUGUAACUAUAAUUGCCUCUCAAAUAAAAGUGAUUUAAAAAUUUUGAAA
Molecule: messenger RNA, 586 nt
Organism: Gracilinanus agilis (Agile Gracile Mouse Opossum)
Lineage: Eukaryota; Metazoa; Chordata; Mammalia; Didelphimorphia; Didelphidae
Gene: ATP5MJ
Product: ATP synthase membrane subunit j
Exons: 4
Coding region: 129-311 (60 amino acids)
Cellular component (GO): mitochondrion
Source: RefSeq, a predicted model, not a curated record